AUGUCGAACCAUCCAUAUACUAAGGCUCUGUUCGGUAGAAAGAAACCUGUUUCUUUUUGUGUCUUCAUUCAAAAGGGGGAAUCCACAAACCCACCUUCCAAGCGUGCUGUUUGGAAAUCGCAUGAGGAAGCGGAGCUCGUCCACUCCCUUCUUGAAGUUAAGCGUGCAGGUGGCACCUCGAAUAUUGGGUUCAAAGACAAGGUUUGGAACUCAGUUUCCGCACACUUAACUGAGGAAUGCGGGACUGUGUUCAAGCCGAGUGCUUGUAAGAAUAAGUAUGGCAAGUUAAAACAGAUAUACUGGGCCAUCAAAAGACUUUCAGAGCAGUCAGGAUUUCUGUGGAGCAAUGAGAAUGGUGCUGAUAGAGCGAUAAGUUUUUGUUGA
Messenger RNA from Cantharellus anzutake, 384 nucleotides. RefSeq lists its product as uncharacterized. The coding region runs from base 1 to 384 and encodes 127 amino acids. The transcript has 3 exons. Lineage: Eukaryota; Fungi; Basidiomycota; Agaricomycetes; Cantharellales; Hydnaceae. The record is from RefSeq and is a predicted model, not a curated record.